GCAAACAAAAACCCUAAACGGCUAAAACGCAAGGUCUGUCUUCCUUCCUCGUUUCCUCAUCCUAACCUCGGCUUUGCUUCUUUUGCUCGCCACUUCGAUACUUCUCUCCUUCUAAAGAUGAAUGUUGAGAGGCUACAAAAGAUGGCUGGUGCUGUCCGCACUGGCGGUAAGGGAAGCAUGAGAAGAAAGAAGAAGGCUGUCCAUAAGACAACGACAACCGAUGACAAAAGGUUACAAAGUACCCUCAAAAGAAUAGGAGUAAAUGCUAUACCUGCUAUUGAGGAAGUUAACAUCUUCAAGGAUGAUGUUGUAAUUCAGUUUGUUAACCCCAAAGUUCAGGCGGCACUUGGUGCCAACACAUGGGUUGUUAGUGGUUCACCCCAGACAAAGAAAUUGCAAGAUAUUCUUCCGGGAAUUAUCAACCAAUUGGGCCCAGAUAACUUGGACAACUUGAGGAAAUUGGCAGAGCAGUUCCAAAAGCAGGCUCCUGCUGAUGGUGCAGGUGCAACCAGCACCCAAGAGGAUGAUGAUGAUGUGGUCCCAGAGCUUGUGCCUGGGGAGACCUUUGAAGCUGCUGCGGAGGAGGGGGAAGCUGCUAAAUAGAGUUUUUGAAGAGUUUUGUGUUAUUUUAUAUAUCUUCCAUAUUUUGGAUGAUUAUCUGUUAUGCAACUAUUUUGUGUUUUUAGUUAAUGCUCACCCUGUGACACACACCAAGUAGUGUUUCUCUGGAUGCUUUUGCUAUGAGCAAAGCCUUUCCCACAUUUUCUGGAUAUUGCUGCAUUUUGGAUCAGAUAAGCUUAAAAACAAUACCAUUGUGCGGUAAAUUGUAUGACGGAUGACGGUAGCAAUUUUCAUCUUUUUUUGUUUGGAAGAAUUGCAUAAUUAUAGCAAGGCCAUCCUUUGGGUUUCAGACUUGUACUGCAUCCUUCCCCUUGAAACAUGACAAGCUCCUAUGGUGUCUUCUUACAAAUAAAUUGAACAGAAGUAA
Rubroshorea leprosula is the source of this 988-nucleotide messenger RNA. Lineage: Eukaryota; Viridiplantae; Streptophyta; Magnoliopsida; Malvales; Dipterocarpaceae. The record is from the annotation of a GenBank genome assembly.